This is a messenger RNA of Neocloeon triangulifer, 942 nucleotides long. RefSeq names its product DNA replication complex GINS protein SLD5 (gene Sld5). Bases 211 to 891 code for a protein of 226 amino acids. Gene Ontology annotation, biological process: DNA-templated DNA replication; double-strand break repair via break-induced replication. The record is from RefSeq and is a predicted model, not a curated record. Gene Ontology annotation, cellular component: GINS complex. The transcript has 2 exons. Lineage: Eukaryota; Metazoa; Arthropoda; Insecta; Ephemeroptera; Baetidae.
GGUUUGUUGUUGUUUUGGUACCACAUUUUACCGCUUUUUCCGCUUGCGGCAAGCACAACGUUUGGUUGCUUUGGACGGCGAACGUUCAAGUGUCCGUUAAGGGUCCAGGCUGUCCAGAGACAAAAUUCAGCUACCCUAAAAUUUGUAAUCGUCGAGAGAAAUUUAAUAUUUUUACACACGUACAGUCAAUUAAAGUAGCAGAUCUAUAAGAUGGCAUCUUCUUCGUCAAACACAUUCCAAGAUUCGGACCUUCAGGACCUUGGCCUGAGCGAUGACGAACCUGAGACUGCUUCAGGUGUUCUGAACAAGUUCCAGGCAGCAUGGAUCAAUGAAAAGUUCAGUCCAGAGCUGCUGCCGUAUCAAGGAGACUUUGUCGAGUGUCUGAUAGAACAGAUCAAGUACAUGGAUAACAAUGUCCGCAAGCUGGACAAAAGAGAUAUCAGGUCGGCGCUGCACGCCCUUGAGCUAAGUCGCAUCAAGUACAUGAUCACCGACUACCUUCGAGUUCGGCUAAGCAAGAUAGAGCGCUUCACAUUUAGCAUCCUAGAGGCCGAAAGUAGCCGCAGUGGUGACGACCUCUACCUGUCCGAAGGAGAGUUCCAAUUUGCCAAGGACCACUUUGCCAACACGCAGACCGCCCUGCAAACCAUUGCCCUGAGACACUUUCCGCGGCCUCUGGCCUCCUUUGAGCCAACAAAGAUGGCUGUCCAACCACCCUUAAACAGUUACGUCUUUGUUAAGGCCACGAAAGCCGUGUCUGGACUGAUUCUGCCCUCUGAGGAUCCUGAAGAGCCAGAUGAGGAGGUUGACCUUGAUGAGAACUCGCAACACAUUCUGCCAUAUCAGCCUGUUGCGAAUUUAGUCAAAAGUGGCAGUGUGAAAUUAAUCUAAAUAUUUUUGCUGUACAAAUUACAAUUCCAAUAAAUUUUAUAUUUCCUAAGG